This is a messenger RNA of Paramacrobiotus metropolitanus, 888 nucleotides long. RefSeq lists its product as uncharacterized. The record is from RefSeq and is a predicted model, not a curated record. Lineage: Eukaryota; Metazoa; Tardigrada; Eutardigrada; Parachela; Macrobiotidae. The coding region runs from base 133 to 888 and encodes 251 amino acids. The transcript has 4 exons.
UUCCGUAACGAAAGCCGCGAUCACAGGAUGUGAACUUUCCACUUCAGCCUACUGAAUCCAUAAAAUGAAUACCAUCGCUACAGUUGCGCUUAAGUCAUCUAGCCGCAUUAGCCUGCAUUUAGUUUUGGCCAUAUGAGAGAAAACCCAUCAUUUACUGGAUUUUAUCCUGAAAUCCGAAGCAUGAUCACAAAGGUAUCCAGGACAUCCGUACGAGUACUUGUUUUAGUGCUAUGCAGAAAUAUCCUUAACGUGAAAGCGCUGAAUGUCACAUUAAUGUUGUAUGGAAACUGGCCCCCUUAUUUGGUGCAGUGUUUACCAUUUAUGGGUCCCGGAUUUGACUUGGCUGUUACCGAAGUACAGCAGACAUUCGGCAGUUCAUUCGAUUUGUCACAAAUUUAUGUGUCCAGUGCGAACGUUAAGGACUGUGUUGAUAAUGGUGCUUAUUUUACGGAUGUGGUGGACUACUAUUACCGACGUGCUAAUCGCUCUACUGCCAAUCGAAAGAAAGAUGUUUUAAUUUUUAUUUACGCGGGUUGUGACGAUUCGCCAACGUUCGCUCAUUUAGGCAAAGAAUGGAACAUUUUAAUAGCGUCAUGUGGAACUAUUUUUUCAAAAUUCCGGGAUCGGGAGCUUUUUCCCACGACGCUAGAAGUCGGUCCGGUCCAAUAUGAUCUGUAUGCGACGGUGAUCGCGGAUUUGUGCGCGCGUUACAACUGGACGACCAUCGGAUACAUAUAUGAUAUUUCCGGUCUCAUGCCUUUUAAUGCCUGGACUUACCAGCGUCUUGUUCGUUUCGUCAAAAUUUACUCACCGGGGGUAGAAAUCCAAUCCUUCCUGCAGUGCAGGAUCCAUAUCGUUACAAAGAGUGGAAUUUUGAGUCCCUAUUGA